Oreochromis niloticus (Nile tilapia) is the source of this 5696-nucleotide messenger RNA. It is a transcript of the gene igf1ra, whose product is annotated as insulin-like growth factor 1a receptor. Gene Ontology annotation, molecular function: insulin receptor activity; phosphatidylinositol 3-kinase binding; insulin receptor substrate binding. The transcript has 21 exons. Gene Ontology annotation, cellular component: insulin receptor complex; plasma membrane; axon. Lineage: Eukaryota; Metazoa; Chordata; Actinopteri; Cichliformes; Cichlidae. Gene Ontology annotation, biological process: glucose homeostasis; positive regulation of phosphatidylinositol 3-kinase/protein kinase B signal transduction; multicellular organism development. The record is from RefSeq and is a predicted model, not a curated record. The coding region runs from base 1062 to 5318 and encodes 1418 amino acids.
GAGAAGCCGACUCUUGUUUACAGCAGCGAUUCCACGGAGGAGCGGCGGAGACCCGUAGUGUGCUUUAACCGAGGGCGAACCGUGGGAUUUCAGCCUGUGGAUACACACGCGACGGGAGUUUUUCUUUUUCUCUUUUGUGCUAGGCUGUAAAGGCAAAACAAGAAACACUCUUGGAGAGCAACUCCUUGGACAUAUUCUCCCUCCCCACUCCAGCCGAGGUCGUCUAGCUGGAGAGCUGGAGACCCAUUCUCUUGCGUGGCACAAGUCUGGUAUUUUCUUUCAGUUGCAAAUCCCGACUGACGGCGGAGAUAAGUCGGAGCUGAGGGGCUGAAAAUUUGCUGAUUUUGUUUUUUAAAAAAGCAACUUCUCAUUGCGAGCCAGGACUGCUUGGUUUGGGGGGGUCGAUAGACCCUGCUGUUUGAAUAGCAUACGGAAAAAAAGGUUUUUCAUUCAUUUUUCAACCUCACAGCCACCACCCCUGUGGAUCUGUACGCGUUUUCAGCCCACCACCUCCUCACACACACUUAUUCACACGGGGGGAUUCUUGUGAGCGACACUGGCUUUAAUUUAUUAUGGUGGUAAAGGCUGCUAAGAUUUAAGUCUGAUAUUUUUUUGUUGUUGUAUUAACGGGCCUGGUCGCACUGUGUAGGCUACGCGCAUGCUGUUUUUAAGAGAUGGAGAAUGAAGAUGGGGAUUGCCAUCAUUUAUUCAGUAAAAUCAUGGCUUGUGUGCCAUACCAGCCAACGUCAAAGCAUCCUGUGACUGGCAAAAAUAGCAGAGUGUUUUAGUAUUCCACCCCCCAACGUUUAAAUAUUUUUUGUACACAUUUAUUUAUAUGUUUAGAGCAAAUCCAGACAGAUAAGCGACCACGCAUCAGGAUAUCAGAGAAGCUUUUGGGCUACGAGACACUUGUUUUGUGUUUUCUUUCUUUCUUUCUUUCUUUUUCUUUUUUUUUUUUUUUGCGAAGGCUCUGAUUUAUUGAGCUGAUGAGCACAACUUAAAUAUUUGUACUCUUUUUUUUUUACCCUCAUUAUUUUUAUUUUUUCUUGAAGAGGAGAAUAAUGUUCAGGAACGUAAAACCAGAAGCACCGAUGGGUGGCCCGAUCUUGUUUUGGGGUCUGAUGCUGUCUGUCUCCGCUAUCUGCAUAUGGUCCACAUAUGGAGAGAUCUGUGGCCCGGAUAUCGACCUCCGAAACGACAUCGAUCAAUUUAAGCGUCUUGAGAACUGCACGGUGGUGGAGGGCUACCUGCGCAUCCUCCUUAUCAACGAAAAGACCAGCAACAACAGCCAGCAGGAGGACUUCCGCUCCGUCAGCUUCCCGAAGUUGACCGUCAUCACCGGCUACCUGCUUCUGUUUCGUGUCUCGGGCCUCGAUAGCCUCAGUGUGCUCUUCCCCAACCUGAGCGUCAUUCGUGGGCACAAUCUCUUCUACAACUACGCCCUCGUGAUCUAUGAGAUGACCAGCUUAAAAGACAUUGGGCUUUACAACUUGAGGAACAUCACCCGUGGGGCCAUGAGGAUCGAAAAGAACCCUGAGCUCUGCUACCUGGACUCGGUGGACUGGUCAUUUAUUAUGAACACUGAGUUCAACAAUGUUAUCAACGGGAACAAGAAGGCGAAGGAAUGUGACAAUGUCUGCCCGGGGAUCAUGGAGGAUAACCCUCUUUGUCAGCAGACGACGUUCAAUGACAAUCGUAACUACCGCUGCUGGACCUCCAACCAUUGCCAGAAAGUUUGCCCGAAGCAGUGUAGGCUUGCCUGUACAGACAAGGGGGAGUGUUGCCACAGCCAGUGCCUCGGUAGCUGCACCGAACCCAACAACGACAUGGCCUGCUCCGCCUGCCUCCACUACUACCACGAGGGUCGGUGUGUCCCACACUGUCCCCCGGGCACCUACAAGUUUGAGGGCUGGCGCUGCAUUACCAUGGACCUGUGUGCUCAAGUGCAUCUGGCCAGCGAUUUUCACUUUGUCAUCCAUGACGGAGAGUGUAUGCUCGACUGUCCCUCUGGCUUCACACGUAACGAGAGUAAUCGUAUGCUAUGCAGUGCUUGUAAUGGCCCGUGCGAUAAGGUCUGCAGAUCCACUGUCAUCGAUUCUGUGAAUGCUGCCGAGUUCCUGCAGGACUGCACCGUCAUCGACGGCAAUCUGGACAUCAAUAUCCGCCGUGGAAAUAAUAUAGCCCCCGAGCUUGAGAGAUUCAUGGGAUUGAUCCAGACAGUGACGGGCUAUGUUAAGAUUCGACACUCGGACGCUCUUGGAUCGCUGUCCUUCCUCAAGAGCCUACGUUACAUCAAGGGGCAGGAACUCAUCGACAACAUGUAUUCAUUCUCCGCCAUCAACAAUCAGAAUCUGAAGUACUUGUGGAACUGGACUGAGCACAACCUGACUAUUAGCAACGGACGUCUAUUCUUCCGUCAGAACCCCAAACUCUGCAUGUCUGAGAUCUACAUGAUGUGGGAUAAAACUGGCAUAGCUGUGAAGCCAGAGGAAGGGGAUUUCCGCAACAAUGGCGAAAGAGCCAAUUGUGAAAGCCAUAUCUUGAAAUUCAAAUCCAAUAUUACAUCCAGCCAUGUGAUCAGUCUGACAUGGGAGCGCUACCAGCCGCCCAAAAAUGGAACCCUUAUCAGCUUCAUCGUUUACUACAAGGAAUCUCCUUUCCAGAACAUCACUGAGUUUGAUGGCCAGGAUGGCUGUGGCUCAAAUAGCUGGCACAUGGUGGAUGUGGAUCUUCCUAAAGAUAAUAACAAUGACCCAAAUGUCAGACUCCAGCACCUCAAGCCUUGGACUCAGUAUGCUAUUUUUGUGAAGGCCAUCACCCUGCAAGAGAGCGACAAAGAUGCCACUGGAGCAAAGAGUGACAUCAUUUACAUUCGCACACGCCCAUCGUUGCCGACUGUGCCUAAAGAUGCCCGUGCAUAUGGUAAUUCCUCAACAAAGCUGGUGGUAAAGUGGUCACCUCCACUUUUGCCCAACGGUAAUCUCACUUACUACCUGGUCCGCUGGCAGCGGCAAGCUGAGGAUAGGGAGCUCUACCAACAUGACUACUGCUCCAAAGACUUGAAGAUCCCAAUCCGGAUCCCAGCGUCGGAGCUCACAGACAUGGAAGAAAACACAAAGCCCACCAAGUCAGACCUAGCAGGGCCAGAAAAGGUCAUGUGCUGUGCUUGCCAGAAGACACCAGAAGAGAAGGACCGUGAGAAGGAUGACCGCGUCUUCUUGAAAGUUUUUGAGAAUUUCCUCCACAAUUCCAUCUUUCUGGCAAGACCUCAAGAGCGUCGGCGCAGAGACCUUUCUGGUACGGCAAACGACACACUGUUUUAUGAGGGCGGCAGAGGGAAUACCACUCUCGGCGCAGGGGAUAACAGUACAGAUGGCAUUCCUCCAAACGUAGAGUUCCCCUUCAGUGAAGACAAGAGCACAACAGAGUAUUUAGAGAUCCCCAAUCUGCGGCCCUUCACCGUCUACCGCAUUGAUAUCCAUGCGUGCAACGAGGUGGUGGGGAAGUGCAGCGCUGGAGCUUUCGUCUUCUCCAGGACCAAACCUGCAGUCAAAGCGGAUGACAUCCCCGGCAAGGUGAUUUUUGAGAGGUGUGACAAAAUCGAGGGGUGUGUGGUGCUGCACUGGCCAGAGCCCGUUAUGCCCAACGGACUCAUCUUGAUGUAUGAGAUCAAGUUCCGCCUGGGUAAUGAGCCUGAGAAGCACAAGUGUGUGUCGCGACAGGAUUACCGCCGGUACAAAGGAGCUCGACUAACCAACCUUGGCUCUGGGAACUACUCCGCCCGAGUGCGUGCCACUUCCCCGGCAGGAAACGGCUCCUGGACAGAAAGUGUUUUCUUCUAUGUGUCUCCACCUAAACGUGAUGACGGUGUUACGUUGUAUGUGGUCAUCAUAAUUCCCAUCAUUGUGACAAUUUUUAUCGCCAGCCUCACCACCAUCCUCUUCUAUGUGAACAAAAAGAGGAACAGUGACAGACUGGGGAACGGAGUCCUGUAUGCAUCAGUCAAUCCAGAGUACCUCAGUGCCACUGAGAUGUAUGUCCCAGAUGAGUGGGAGGUGGCAAGGGAGAAGAUCACUAUGCACAGAGAACUGGGCCAGGGCUCCUUCGGCAUGGUGUACGAAGGCAUCGCGAAGGGAGUAGUGAAGGACGAACCCGAAACGAGAGUGGCCAUCAAGACGGUCAAUGAGACGGCCAGCAUGAGGGAGCGAAUUGAGUUUUUGAACGAGGCCUCUGUCAUGAAGGAGUUCAACUGUCACCAUGUGGUGCGGCUGCUUGGCGUGGUCUCUCAGGGACAGCCAACCUUAGUGAUUAUGGAGCUGAUGACUCGCGGAGAUCUCAAGAGCCACCUGCGCUCCCUGCGCAAAGAAAACGCCACCAGCCAGGUCUUACCCCCACUCAAAAAGAUGAUCCAGAUGGCUGGAGAAAUCGCAGACGGUAUGGCGUACCUAAACGCCAACAAAUUUGUCCACAGAGAUCUGGCAGCGAGGAACUGCAUGGUAGCAGAGGACUUCACUGUGAAGAUUGGAGAUUUUGGCAUGACCAGAGAUAUUUAUGAGACGGACUACUACCGAAAAGGAGGAAAGGGCCUGCUGCCUGUCCGCUGGAUGUCUCCAGAGUCACUGAAAGAUGGCGUGUUUACUACAAUGUCUGAUGUCUGGUCGUUUGGUGUCGUGCUGUGGGAAAUCGCCACCUUAGCUGAACAGCCUUACCAGGGGAUGUCCAAUGAACAAGUGCUGCGCUUCGUCAUGGAGGGAGGACUCUUGGACAAACCUGACAACUGCCCUGACAUGCUGUUUGAACUGAUGCGAAUGUGCUGGCAGUAUAACCCUAAGAUGCGUCCGUCCUUCUUGGAGAUCAUCAACAGCAUCAAAGACGAACUGGAUCCUCCCUUCAGGGAAGUGAGCUUCUUCUACAGCGAGGAGAACAAGCCGCCGGACACAGAGGAGCUGGACAUGGAGGUAGAAAACAUGGAGAACAUUCCACUGGACCCUUCAUCCGCGAGGCAGCCGUCGACUGCUGUCAUUUCCUCGUCUGGGUGUGCAGGAGGCAUGUCUCCUCCUUCUACGCAUCAGUUAUCCCCCAUGCAAGGCCCGAGUACGCCAUUACUGGGACCUGUUUCUAACUCUCCUCCCGGCCCACUUGCUUCAGCCUUGGCGUCUCCAGGACUAGCCUUGGAGAAGCACUCAGGACAUGCUUCGGCCAACGGGCCUGUCGUGGUGCUGCGGCCCAGUUUCGAUGAGAUACAACCCUAUGCACACAUGAACGGGGGCAGAAAGAACGAACGGGCGCUACCACUGCCCCAGUCAUCAGCCUGCUGAUAUCAGACCAGCCCUCUCCUCCUUCCCCUUUUACACAGGGUAUCACAGACCUCUCAUCUGUCUCUUAAGGAGGGAUGGAUGAGGUAAGAAAUUACUUUCUUCUACUGUUUGCCAGUAGAUGGUCUCUCCACUCUUAAGGUCAAACAUAAACUUGGAAGAAACGGAAAAAAAGAUAGCACAGAGCAAUUGGAGUUUGGUGGCUCAAGCUCAACACUGGGAAACUCCAUCCUGCGCAGCCUGUAUCUGAGUCUUUGUUAUGUAAGAGUCCUUAAAGAAGGAAAAUGAUACAGGCUUGUAUCCUGACUUACAGAUUUACACAUGAACUUUAAGAAAAUCUUUUUUUUUUUUUUUUUAAAGCAUAUCUGCCAGCAAAACCAA